GUUUUCUCGCUGAUGUCAAUUGAUAUUUGAUAAUAGAAGCCCGUCUCAAAGGUCAAUGAACUCAAAGUAAAAUUCACCGCUCAAAUUCCCCUCGAUUGGGUUGAAAACAGCAUUGUUGGACAGAUUCAGAACGGAGCCAUACAUGAUGAUGCCUGUCUAUCCAUUAUCGUGUCAGCGGCUCGCAGCACGGACUCUCGUCAAAAUAAUAUAGCUACAUUAACCUCGACAUGGUGAGAUAUGCCGCCAUCGAGAUCUGCCUCGUCCGCAUACAUAUUUGAAAAUCAGUGUGAUCACGAACCAUUGACGUCCUGUCCGGCGUCGGAAUAAUCACUUUUUCCCACGAGGGAAUAUCAAAUUUUUUCCAACCAUCACCACCAUCUUCUGCCGGGAACCCAAGUGACUGGCACUCCCCGGUAACGGCGUCAAACCCCAGUCUGAACAGCUGCGAGUCACCGUUCUUAUCGCUUAUCGCUCCCCCACCCGGGCCGAUCUUUUUCUUUUUGCCCUGGGCAAUCGAGAUCCCCCGGCGUGGCUGUUGAAUUCCCAUCUCUCUCGUGAACUUCCACAUCCCCACUGCAAAAAUACGACCAGGCGACUGCAGCGCUGCCAAUUGGCGAGACGACGACGGACGAAGUGUUGCUGCCGAACCUCCAAAACAGACCCAACGAGAACCCCCCGCGCCCGUUAUCGCCAAAGCCUAACCCUAGCUCUCAAGGCUCGCGAUAAUCCACUAAUAUGUUGUCGACCGUGUACAAGGCGGGUCGUGCCCCUGCCCUCCUCCGACAUGGUCGACGGGUCGCCGUCGCACCACAAACCGCCCAAUUGAGGUCCCUCACCUCGGGCGUCCAGAGCCUCCCCGUCCGUCAACCAACCGAGUCGCCAAUUGCUCGUCUCCAGAAGCGCUUCCUCUCAGUGUCUGCCGCCAGACCUGGCAACGCUGCCCAGUCCGCCCCUAACCCCUAUGCCUACCUCGACAGUGGCGUAAUAAAGCCAAAGGAGUUUGUCGAUGUGAAGAAGGUGCUUGUUAUCGGAUCCGGUGGUCUUGCCAUUGGCCAGGCCGGCGAGUUUGACUACUCCGGAUCCCAGGCACUCAAGGCCUUGAAGGAAGCCGGCGUUUCUUCCGUUCUUAUGAACCCCAAUAUCGCUACCAUUCAAACCAACCACUCGCUCGCCGACGAGGUGUACUACCUGCCCAUCACCCCCGAGUAUGUCGAGUAUGUGAUCCAGAAGGAAAGGCCAGAUGGUAUCUUCCUCUCUUUCGGUGGUCAGACUGCCCUGAACCUUGGUGUCCAGAUGGAGAAGUUGGGCAUGUUCGAGAAGUACGGCGUCAGAGUGUUGGGCACCAGCGUCAGGACGUUGGAGCUCUCCGAGGACAGAGAUCUGUUCGCCAAGGCUCUGGAGGAGAUCAACAUCCCCAUUGCCAAGUCUAUUGCCGUCAACACCCUGGACGAUGCUCUCGAGGCUGCCCGCAACAUUGGGUACCCAAUUAUUGUCCGCGCUGCUUAUGCGCUUGGUGGUCUUGGUUCUGGUUUCGCCAACAACGAGGAGGAGCUGCGCAACAUGGCUGCCCGGUCUCUGACUCUCUCCCCCCAAAUCUUGGUCGAGAAGUCUCUCAAGGGCUGGAAGGAAGUUGAAUAUGAGGUCGUGCGUGAUGCGAACAACAACUGCAUCACUGUGUGCAACAUGGAGAACUUUGACCCCUUGGGUAUCCACACUGGUGACUCGAUUGUCGUUGCGCCCAGUCAGACCCUGAGUGAUGAGGAGUACCACAUGCUUCGUUCCGCUGCCAUCAAGAUUGUCCGUCACUUGGGCGUCGUUGGUGAGUGCAACGUCCAGUAUGCGCUCCAGCCUGAUGGGUUGGACUACAGAGUCAUCGAGGUCAAUGCUCGUCUCUCUCGUUCGUCCGCCCUGGCUUCCAAGGCCACCGGUUACCCAUUGGCGUACACUGCUGCCAAGAUUGGUCUUGGACACACUCUUCCUGAGCUUCCCAAUGCCGUCACCAAGACCACCACUGCCAAUUUCGAGCCCUCGCUCGAUUACAUUGUCACCAAGAUUCCCCGCUGGGAUUUGUCCAAGUUUCAGCACGUCAAGCGUGACAUUGGUAGCGCCAUGAAGUCUGUCGGUGAGGUUAUGGCCAUUGGUCGUACCUUUGAGGAGUCUUUCCAGAAGGCCAUCAGACAGGUUGACCCCAACUUUGUCGGCUUCCAGGGUGCCAAGUUUGAGGAUCUCGACUUUGAGCUCCAGAACCCAACUGACCGCCGCUGGUUGGCUGUCGGCCAGGCCAUGCUCCACGAGAACUACACUGUUGACCGUGUCCACGAGCUGACCAAGAUCGACAAGUGGUUUUUGCACAAGCUCCAGAACAUUGUUGACUGCACUAAGGAGCUCCAGCAGAUUGGCAGCCUCCAAGGCCUCAAGAAGGAGAACGUGCUCAAGGCCAAGAAGAUGGGUUUCUCUGACAAGCAGAUUGCUCAUGCUGUCAACAGCACUGAGGACGAGGUUCGCGCCCGCAGAUUGGAGUUUGGCAUCCGCCCCUGGGUCAAGAAGAUCGAUACCCUCGCUGCCGAGUUCCCUGCCGAUACCAACUACCUGUACACCACCUACAACGCCUCGACCCACGAUAUCAACUUCGAGGACAAGGGUACCGUCAUUCUCGGCAGCGGUGUCUACCGCAUUGGUAGCUCCGUCGAGUUCGAUUGGUGCGCUGUCAGCGCCACUCGUGCCCUGAAGGCCAUGGGUGAGAAGACGGUCAUGAUUAACUCAAACCUCCAGUCUGGCCCUAGUAGUCUACUCUGGCUUUCAACACCUUCCCUGCGUGCCCGGGCCUGGUUGUGCAGGACAGUAUCGCGUACUUGUGCCUGUCCGAUUUCUUGCUCGUGCCUUGUCUUGCCUGAUCUUUCACGACAGCAGCGCGCCCUCGAGGGCGCAGCCGCUCGUGGUCGCCUCAGGAUAUUGAAAACAGCAGCAUUUGUCAACCCGGCUCAGAUGUGUCUUGAAUGGCGGCAAGAUCUAGUUCGUAUAUGUUGA
Molecule: messenger RNA, 3027 nt
Organism: Podospora pseudopauciseta
Lineage: Eukaryota; Fungi; Ascomycota; Sordariomycetes; Sordariales; Podosporaceae
Product: carbamoyl-phosphate synthase (glutamine-hydrolyzing) cpa2
Exons: 5
Coding region: 736-3027 (763 amino acids)
Cellular component (GO): cytoplasm
Molecular function (GO): carbamoyl-phosphate synthase (glutamine-hydrolyzing) activity; ATP binding; metal ion binding
Source: RefSeq, a predicted model, not a curated record